GCACAGCCAAGAUGUCGAAAGGUUUGUCGGGAAAAACGUCAUUCGAGUGCGACGCAUUUGUUGACAGGUUGAGAAGCAAUGGCACUGUUUCCAGCCUUUGCAGACUCUAGUUCUAGUGAGAAACAUCCAACACGCCAAGAGUUGGACUGGCUGAGCAACAAGAGCUUCUGCACAGAAGAUGCCCUAUCACUACAUCAGCGCACUUUACAGUCUGCACUCUCUCCUCAGCCUGCAUCCCACUCACCCAGGAGUCCGUUACAGCCAGGGUUGUCAGAGGAAAGUGGAACAGAUUCUCGGUCAACAAAGAAGAAGAAAAAGAAGAAAAAAAAGAAACAGAAAAAAAAGCACAAGAAAAAGAGGGAUUAUGAGGAGGAUGAAGAAGGGAAUACAAGUGACUCUGACUCAAGUCCUGAGAUAAGGGAAUCUACAGCCACUGAAAGGGAAGCAAGGCAGGACACUUGUGUUGUGCUCCCUGGCCGUGGUAUAUGGCUAGAUGAAGCACAGUCUGUGACAGAGGAGACAUUUCGAAUUGAUAAGAAAUCUGACCCUGCCAACUGGGAAUAUAAGUCACUGUACCGAGGAGACAUAGCACGCUACAAACGUAAAGGAAAUUCCUGUCUUGGCAUUAACCCAAAGAAGCAGCAAAUUAUUUGGCAGGAUACAUUAUCUAAGAAGAAACAGCCUCAGAGGAAAAUUGAGCGCUAUUUUACCAAGAGCACAGUGCAGCUUCUCAGAGCCAAAGCAGAUUUUGUGUCUUGUAAAGAAAGUGCAAGUCGGAAUGCAGGGGACUUUAUUCCCGUCUUGGAUCCUGAUAUGGAUGGUGUUGUUUCCUCCAGUGGCCCCAUUAGUUGGGUGAAUCCUUUGGGAGUUUAUGAUUCUUCUACAGCUCUGUGGUUGGAAGGAAAAGGGGGCCCAGAAUAUGAAACCAUACAGCCAGUACCCCGGGACAACAAUAUUUUAGCAAAGGUGGAGGAUUAUAAUAAGCGGCUCAGAGAAUGUCCGAGCGAUAUCCAGCUAUGGAUGGAGUUUGUCUCUUUCCAGGAUGAGCUGGUGAAGCAGCCUAGCAUGUAUUCUACUAGCAAAGGAGAGCUUGAAAGCCAUCGGACAUCUGUGAAGUUGCUACUGGAAAAGAAACUAGCCAUACUAGAGAGAUCCAUUGAGAGUAAUCUGGGCAGCACUGAAUUGAAGCUUGCAAAGCUAAAACUGUGUGAGGAAUUCUGGGAGGCACCUGCUCUUCUGAAGGAAUGGCAGAAACUGAUCUUCUUGUACCCAAAUGACUCGCAGCUGUGGCAGAAAUACCUACUCUUCUGCCAGGGGCAGUUUAGCACUUUCUCUGUGUCCAAGAUGAAUGGUGUUUAUGGCAAAUGCCUAAGCACCCUGGCAGCAGUUCAGGAUGGCAGUAUGCUUUCCCACAAUGCUCUGCCAGACACAGAUCGCCAAAUGUAUGAUAUUUUCCUGCAACAGUGCCAGUUUUUACGCCAGGCUGGACACACCGAGAAAGCAAUAUCUUUGUUCCAGGCCCUGACAGACUUCACAUUUUAUAAACCGGACACUGUUAAGCACAUGACAACCAAAGAGCAGGUUGACUUUUUUGAGCCUUUUUGGGACAGUGGGGAACCUCGUUUUGGUGAGAAAGGAGCAAAGGGAUGGAGCUCCUGGAUGCGUCAACAGGAGAGAGGGGGCUGGGUCACCAUUAACAACUUGGUGGGGGAUGAUGAAGAUGAAGCAGAUGAAGAGUUCAACAUAAAAGACAAAACCUGCCCCAGAUACAAGAUUUGGCUGGACAUUGAAUACUCACGGGAAGCCAGACACUGGUUGCCAUGGCAUCCAGACCCAACGAAAAAGCAGACAGAGGACGACUGUGAGGACCCAGAAAGGCAGGUGCUCUUUGAUGACAUUGGUCCAUCAAUGUUCAAGAUUGACAGCCCUCAACUGCAGUUCCAACUGUUACAGUCUUUCCUGCACUUUGUGGGGGUCCCCUGUGGGGCACACCUUUCCUUAUACUGCUUUUAUCUUUUUCUUGACGAGACCUCCAUCUUUGAUCAUGUUUCUCCAUAUGAAAGGCUGCUUACUUCAUUUGAAAUCCCUCUGUCUGGAAUCGGAACAGUUGGUCAUUUAGACACAAUAAGCAGAAGCAGACAGCAAAUAGGACACUUUAAAGAAGGUGAAACCUUCAUACAAAACAUCUUCCAGUCAGCUCUGUCACUUUUACAAGGAGAAGAGAAAAGGAAGCUCUCUGUCUGGUGGCUUCGGUAUGAAAUUUCGAAGGUUGUUUGGUGGCUGCAAGCAAAAAACAAGAAAAAGUUGAAAUCUCAGGGCAAGAGGAGUAAGCGAUUGGCAAAGGGUCUACUAAAGGAAUCAUCUAACAGAAACAGUCUGGCACUCUGGAAAGAAUAUGCCCUACUGGAAUGGCUUCUGGGCAAUAUUGAUGAUGCCCGAAAGGUGUUUGAUACAGCCAUAAGCUUAGCAGGAAGCAAAGGGUUAAAGGACCAGGAAUUAUGCAGUCUGUGCCUGCUGUAUUCAGAACUGGAAGGGAAGAUACUGGACAAUCCAGAGCAAAAUGCAGGGUCCCGUGCUGUUCAUAUACUAACCAGCCUUACAGAAAGCUCCCCUUACAUCCCCUAUAGUAGCCCUGAGCAUGCUGUUAGUAUUCUUAAAGCACGCAAGGUAUACGAACACGCUUUGCAGGACUGCCUGAUGCAAGAGCCACACUGGGGGCGUGUGAGCUUAUCUGGCUGCUUUGCACUUUUUCAGUAUCUUACGGUGAGUGUUGAUGCUGCUGUUGCAGUAUUAAGACAGGCUGCUGACUCACAGUUGAUUCCUGAAACACCGUACAAUAUUGAACGGAACUCCGACUGCCCCUUGCAAGCAAUCACAUUGAUGCACACAAAUCUGCUCAGGCACCAUUAUAAGGCCAGUGUCUAUCCUCUGAGGCCACUUAGAGAAACACUGAUGUCUGCCUUAAAGCUGUAUCCCACAAAUGUUUCUUUGUGGAAAUCCUACAUCAUGACAGAAAGUAAAUUACACAAUGCCAGCAAAGUGAGACGGUUUAUAGACAGCAUCAGGAGAGUGACAUCAGCUCUGGAACCAUGUCUGUUUGCCAUUAGGGCAGAGGAAGACAGAAGAAAACUGGUAGACUCUGUGCAACGGGCAGAACUAGGGGAGGUUCACUCCAUUUUCCCUGAAACUGGUUUGUCAAAUCGAAUCAAGGCCCUGUUUGAACAUGCUCUUCAAAGUGAAUAUGGUUCCAGAUGCCCUCUACUCUGGAGACAGUACUUGUACUUUAUGGUAUCUAUCAAGGAGAGAAGCAAAGGCCUGUUCUACAAAGCAAUACAGAGCUGCCCAUGGGCAAAGGCACUGUAUCUGGAUGCUGUAGAAUAUUUCCCAGAGCAGCUACAAGAGACCAUUGAUCUAAUGACUGAAAAGGAGUUGAGAGUACGAGUUCCCCUAGAGGAAUUGGAUCUUCUGCUGGAAGAUUAAACAAUGGAACGAUUGAAAUGUUUUUGUUUGGGUUACAUCUAUAAUGCAACAAACGUGUACAAUACAUUUUAUACAAUAUGUAUAUUUUUAAGAAAAAAAACAAUAAAAUGUGUCCACACCCUC
Messenger RNA from Xenopus laevis (African clawed frog), 3603 nucleotides. It is a transcript of the gene nrde2.L, whose product is annotated as NRDE-2, necessary for RNA interference, domain containing L homeolog. The transcript has 14 exons. The record is from RefSeq and is a predicted model, not a curated record. Gene Ontology annotation, biological process: RNA processing; negative regulation of RNA catabolic process; regulatory ncRNA-mediated heterochromatin formation. The coding region runs from base 79 to 3480 and encodes 1133 amino acids. NCBI's taxonomy places the organism in Eukaryota, Metazoa, Chordata, Amphibia, Anura, Pipidae. Gene Ontology annotation, cellular component: nucleus; catalytic step 2 spliceosome.